AUGGACCGUAUCGGCGUAGCCUUUGCCGGAGGCGGCAUGACGCCGCCCGAAAUCGUGGACUGCGUUCAGUUGGCGGAGGAACUCGGCUACGAUUCCGCAUGGGUCGCCGAGGGCCACGGGGGCGACCAAUUUUCCAUCCUGACCGCGUGCGCGCUGGCGACGUCGCGGAUACGCCUGGGCACCAGCAUCAGCAGCGUCUACGUUCGCAGUGCACCCACCAUCGCGAUGGCGGCGGCGUGCGUGGAUCAUUUUUCCGGCGGCCGCUUCAUCCUGGGCCUGGGCAGCAGCCACAAGGUACAGGUGGAGCCCGAACACGGCCUGGAAUUUUCCGGCCCCAUCCCUAGAGUCCGCGACACGGUGGAUAUCGUGCGCCGCCUGCUGCGCGACGGCGCGGUGACCAACUACCAGGGGGAGGCGAUCAGCAUCGGAACCUUCGACCUGCACUUCCCGACGUUCCGGCCGGAAAUGCCCAUCUACCUGGCCGCAGUUUUCCCCAAGAUGCUCGAGAUCGCCGGGGAAAUCAGCCAGGGUGUGCUGCUCACCUGGUGCACGCCCGAACACGCGCGAACGGCCAGCAAGCACAUCGCUACCGGUGCGGCGCGAGCCGGGGUUUCUCCGGAAACCGUCGAGGUGGCGACCCUGGUCUCCGUGGCCGCGCCGGGCGCUGACGACGGCGGGAUGCGCCGGGUGGCGGCGACCUACGCCGGCCGGUUCCCCAGGUAUCGUCGGCUGAUGGCCGAAGCAGGGUUCGCGGACGAGGUUGAGGAAGUGCGCCGUGCGUGGCGUGAGGGCGAUGUGUCCUUGGCCGAAAGUCUGGUACCGGAAGGCCUGAUCAACCGCAUGUCGCUGCCUACUGAUCCGGGCGCCAAGCGAGAGAGGCUGGCCGAAUAUCGCGAAGCCGGACUGACCCUGCCGAUCAUCGCUCCCCGGGUAUCCGGCCCGAACGCCGGCGCGACGGCGAAACAGAUCAUUCGCGCAAACGCACCGGCCUAG
Geodia barretti is the source of this 993-nucleotide messenger RNA. The record is from the annotation of a GenBank genome assembly. Lineage: Eukaryota; Metazoa; Porifera; Demospongiae; Tetractinellida; Geodiidae.